This is a messenger RNA of Zymoseptoria tritici IPO323, 1823 nucleotides long. RefSeq lists its product as uncharacterized. Gene Ontology annotation, cellular component: P-body. The coding region runs from base 51 to 1823 and encodes 590 amino acids. The record is from RefSeq and is a predicted model, not a curated record. The transcript has 3 exons. Lineage: Eukaryota; Fungi; Ascomycota; Dothideomycetes; Mycosphaerellales; Mycosphaerellaceae. Gene Ontology annotation, molecular function: mRNA binding. Gene Ontology annotation, biological process: cytoplasmic stress granule assembly; P-body assembly.
CUCUCCUUCACAUCUCCUUACCACCCUCUCCACCACUCCGCGCCGCCGCCAUGUCCGAGUACAUUGGCUCGCGCAUUUCGCUCAUCUCCAAGUCCGACAUCAAAUACGUCGGCACCCUCAAAUCCAUCGACUCCGAGACCGCGACUGUUUCUCUGCAAGAUGUGCAAUGCCAUGGCACUGAAGGCCGCAAAGGGAAUCCUGCCGAGGAGAUCCCAGGCUCGGAUACAGUCUACGAUGGCAUCGUCUUCCGCGGAAGUGAUGUGAAGGACUUGACCAUUCUCGCACCGCCGAAAGAGAACCGUCCACCUCAACCGCAGAUGCCCAACGAUCCGGCUAUCCUCUCCCAAUCGAACGAACCUCCUCCUCAACCGCAACAACAGCACCAACCUCCUCAACAGCCACAGAACCAGUUCCGUGGACCGCAACCUCCUUAUCAGCAACAGCCACCACAAUUCGGAUACCCUGGCCCACCUCCACCACACUUCCAACAGCAGCCUCGCUUUCAAGGUCCUGGCGGUGCGCAUGGCUUUCCUGGGCAACCAGGCGCAGUGCCUGGAUAUGGAAUGGGUUUUGGUGGUCCACCUCCACCGGGCUAUGGCAUGGGUAUGGGAUACGGUCCGCCUCCAGGCAACUUCCCACCUCCGCCGCCUGGAGGAUUUCAAGGUCACCAGCAACCGAUCGGCCCACCUGGACAGCAGAUGAACCAGCAGCGGCCACAACAGCAAAUGCCUCCUCAGCAAAUGCAACAGCAGCAGCAGCAGGGCCCGAAUGGCAGCAAGCAGAACACACCUCAACAACCCGGCUCAUCUCAGGCGCCACCAGCUUCAUCCGCGCCGACGCAGAACAAGCUGGCUGAAAUGUCAGAGAAAUCGACCACACCUGCGCCGACAUCUGCUGGCGCACCUCCACCUCCGACUGCAUCAAAGCCAUCCACGGCCGCCGCCACCGCUCCAGCCGCUGCUCCCAAGCCGACCAACCGGGCUAACAACCGGGUUGCAGUACCGCUUGCACCAAGUCCAGCUGCUGUCAAGGUCCAGCCAAAGCCUCAAGCUACUACCCAGCAGGCACCUCCUCAAGCGCACAAGCCAUCCACGCAGCCGCCUGCCGGCAAUGCUACCGAAGCUGCCACGGCCGCUGUAGCCGCUGCCAUGGCCAAGCUCGGCGCGACCAACAGACAAGGGGGUGGAGUCGACGUUCUGACCAAGCAGGUCGACCAGAUGAGAGUUCAAGACGGACAAUACAGAGGUCGUGGGCGAGGACGUGGUCCUGCCGGUCCUCGCCAAGGAAGACGCGAGAGCCUGCAGAAGAACAUCGAGGUGCCAAAAGAAGACUUCGACUUCCAAAGCGCCAAUGCGAAAUUCAACAAGCAAGAGCUCGUGAAAGAGGCAAUCGCCACAGGUGAGCCCGCCAACGGAGACGCCGCCGAUCCCAGCUCGAACGGUGCAGACGCAGAUGACGAAGACAUCGUCAUUCCUGCGAAACCCACCGCCGACAAGGGCUAUGACAAGAAAUCUUCCUUCUUCGACAACAUCAGCAGCGAUCUCAAAGAUCGCACCCAACAGCAGGAUUCGAACGAGUACUUUGAUGGCCGGGCGAUGCGGGCUCAAGAGCGGAACAAGAACAUGGAUACAUUCGGACAGGGUAGCGUGGAUGGAGGAGGAUUUCGCGGGCGAGGCCGUGGUCGUGGUCGUGGUGGAUUCAAUCGUGGUCGCGGAGGUGGUGGCGGUGGAUACUACAACAACGCAGGCAGUGCGCGUGGUGGGUUUGAGCAGAGAGGUGGGUAUCGCGGACGAGGUGGUGGUGAGGCCACGACUGCUGUGUAG